Messenger RNA from Opisthocomus hoazin, 1170 nucleotides. The record is from RefSeq and is a predicted model, not a curated record. NCBI's taxonomy places the organism in Eukaryota, Metazoa, Chordata, Aves, Opisthocomiformes, Opisthocomidae.
AUGAAGCCAGUGACUGUGUUCCGUCUUUUCUGCAUCCUGGUGGCUUUGAAUACUUUAUUCAAGACUAUACAAGCCCAUUCCAUGAGUGCCUUUGUAAGUUUAUUCUAUUUCAACAGCGCUAGCAACAGCACGGUGUCUGAGCACUGCGAAUGUGGCCGGUAUGGAUUAAAUUCUCCUCUGCUGAGUGCUCGGGGGCUUGUGGGCGUUCCGAAAUCUGCAAAUCGUCAAGCCUGCAAUGCAAAUACCCGGUUCACCACCACAAAACCACCGUGGAUAGCACUGAUUGAAAGAGGCAAUUGCAGUUUUGCUGAAAAAAUUCAGUUGGCAGCCAGACGGGGUGCAGCAGCGGCUGUGAUCUACAAUACGCAGGACAAAGGCAACAGAACCCUCGUGAUGAUGCAUCUCGGUGCUGAAAGCAUUGUUGCAAUUAUGAUUGACAACCUGAAAGGCAUGGAGAUCUUACACCGGAUUGAGAGUGGCUUGAGAGUGACCAUGGUUAUUGAAGUGGGGAAAAAGCAUGGUCCUUGGAUGAAUCAAUACUCCAUCUUUUUCAUCUCGAUGUUGCUUGUCAUUGUCACAGCAGCAACCGUGGGAUACUUUGGUUUUUAUUCUGCUUGGAGAUUUAGGAUUGCAAGGGCCCAGUCCGAGAAUCAGCGACAGCUAAAGGGCCAGGUGAAGAAGGCCGUUGAACAGUUACAGCUGCGCACCCUGAAGCAGGGGGACAAGGAAACUGAUCCUGACGGAGAUUGCUGUGCUGUGUGCCUCGAGCUGUACAAGCCGAACGAAGUAGUGCGUAUUCUGAGUUGCGACCAUCUCUUCCACAAGAACUGUAUUGACCCCUGGCUUCUGGAGCACAGGACGUGCCCGAUGUGCAAAUGUGGCAUCGCCAAAGUUUUCGUUGUUGAGGUGCAUGUAGAAGAAGGGGCUGAGUCUGUGCAAGCCACAGCAUCUAGUGGGAUAACAAAUAUCUCUGUAGUCGACGAAGAGGAUAAUAGUGAAACUGCAUCAUCUGGGUAUGCUUCUGUAGAAGGAGCAGAUGAAUCUGUUUUGGAGGAACACGCACCAACAGAAAAUGACAACACACGUCUUGUAAACAAUGAAUCCCAGGCCUCCACUGUGAAUGUCCUUCCACACGUUGACAACCCAAGUUUUGAGGCAGACGAAACAUAA